Kluyveromyces lactis is the source of this 1512-nucleotide messenger RNA. It is a transcript of the gene CTM1, whose product is annotated as cytochrome c lysine N-methyltransferase. The record is from RefSeq and is a predicted model, not a curated record. The transcript has a single exon. NCBI's taxonomy places the organism in Eukaryota, Fungi, Ascomycota, Saccharomycetes, Saccharomycetales, Saccharomycetaceae. Gene Ontology annotation, molecular function: protein binding; [cytochrome c]-lysine N-methyltransferase activity. Gene Ontology annotation, cellular component: cytosol. Bases 1 to 1512 code for a protein of 503 amino acids. Gene Ontology annotation, biological process: peptidyl-lysine methylation.
AUGGAAGCAGCAACUGAAUGGCUACUAGAGAAUACUCCCAUAACCAAGAGUGAAUGUACUACUAUCAGAGAGUCAGUGGUUGAUGGAGACACCGGCGGUUACGGUGUGUUUGUCAAUUUCACCAAAUUAAGAACACUUAAAGGAGAGAAAGACAGUAAGUUUGAACUUCUCAGGAUUCCGAGAUCUGCUACUAUAUCAAUGACAUCGAUACGAGACAUAUUGGCUAAAAGUACAUCAGAAAAUGCGGUUACUGCUUCCAUAAAGGGCCACUUGACAGCUUUCUUAAGCGAUGAAAAUCACCACGCAUUUAUCAAUGAAACGAACCUGAUAGUGAUAUAUUUGGUCCUAAAGGCUAUUCUUUCAGAUAAUAAAACUUACAAACUUACUGGAUUCGCAUCUUUUUACUUGAACGAAGUUCUUUUAAAGACUUUUGUCCCACUUCCCUGCAAUACUUUUCAAGAAGAUGCCGAUAAGUGGAACCAAUAUUACAAAGAGUACUUGAACUUUCCUCAACAACUGUUCAUUGAAAUUAUAAACCGUUUCAUAUCAGCGAGGUUUCUAGGUAUGAACUAUGAAAAAUUAAUAUCCACUGUUUAUUGUAGUGUUAUCUCCAGAAUAUUGGAGAUACCCGAAUCCUCCGGAGAGGAUACUGAUGAUUUUUUUGUCAGCCCAACUUUGGUCCCGUUAUUGGACUUUGUUAAUCAUGACAAUGACCAUAGAAAUGCUCACUUUGAUAUUGAUCUUAGAACUAAUGAUAUUGUGCUCUAUUUAGAACUGGAUGAUAUUGACUCUACCGUAGAAGAAGCUCAAGUAUUUAUAAGCUAUGCUCCAGUGGAAGAGCUAGUCCAUUUUGAACAAAUUUAUGGAUUCUUACCCAAAUCCAAUAAUGUCCAAGUUUGGUGUUACAGAUUUGAUGAAGACUUCCUCAGUACUUACCACUAUAAUGGAAUCAAUGUCUCUCAUUUUUACAAAUGCAUGCGAGUGAGACCUUCGUUCCAGAUAUUGAUACUCCCAUCAGAAGUUCUAAUCAAUGAUUGUAUCGUUGAGUUCGGCGAACUCCUCAUUCUUUUCUCUCAACAUUUACAGGAUCCGAAAAAAAUCAGUUUCCAAUUAAGCGAAACGAACGACUCCUAUUGUUCUAUACUUAAAGAUAAAUGCGGAACCGAAACCACUAAGUUGCUCGACAAGGAAGAAUGUCUAGAAGAGUUUUUCGGAGAACAUGAUGAGAUAGAGAAUUAUGAAAAAACCUUAAAAGAAUUUAAGUCCUUCCUGUCCAAAUACAUUACUUUUCGUCGAGAAAAAAUCAGCUCCAUUAAUCUAUUGUCUCAGAACUCUUCUUUCACUGCAUUUUGGCAGAAAGAGAUAAACCUGUUAGACUCACUCAAAGGUCAAUUUGAAAGCAAGAAAGAAGUGAUGUGGUAUGAGAAAUACGGCAAUGACGAGAAGAUUAAGAUACCAACGGUGCCUUUCCCACCGCCAAGCUGGAUUGACUACGAGAAUAUGAGAGUAUGA